AUGUGCUCCUCCGACAUCUUCUUAGGCCUCCUCGCGAUUCUCUUCCCGCCAUUGCCGGUCUGGGUCAAGUGCGGAAUCUGCAGCGCCGACUCAGUCAUCAACAUUCUCCUCUGCGUCCUCGGUUUCCUCCCUGGGCUCCUUCACGCCUGGUACAUCAUCGCCAAGUUCCCAGAGCCCGACUAUGGCAACUACGAGCGCGUCGGCGACUCGGAGAACGGCCGUGUGACCUACGUCGUCGUCCAGCAGGAUGAGAACGGCCGCCGGUCACAACGGCCCCGCGGCCAGGGCCAGCCGAAGCCAACUCGGCAGGGCAAUAUGAACUACGGCACCUCCCCGACCAACAACGCUGGCUCAUCCUCAGCAAGGCCGCAGCAGCAGCAGGGCUACGCUAAUGGAGAAGGCUCAAGCGCUGACCAAGCACCGCCUCCGAGCUACGCACAAGUCGUCAUGGGGGACAACAAGAUCCAGGAUCAGAGUCGGCAAUAG
Molecule: messenger RNA, 486 nt
Organism: Diaporthe amygdali
Lineage: Eukaryota; Fungi; Ascomycota; Sordariomycetes; Diaporthales; Diaporthaceae
Product: stress response rci peptide
Exons: 2
Coding region: 1-486 (161 amino acids)
Biological process (GO): endosome transport via multivesicular body sorting pathway
Cellular component (GO): fungal-type vacuole membrane; fungal-type vacuole lumen
Molecular function (GO): ubiquitin protein ligase binding
Source: RefSeq, a predicted model, not a curated record